GAGGCGGGGGAGGGGUGCGGGCCCGGAGGGACGUCGUCCAGAAAGCCCGCCCUGGUUGGAGGGAAUUUAGAAGAAACCAGGGCGGGAAGGAGGCGGAGUCUAGUUUCCCUGGUGACGGGUUGCCCGGCGGUCGCCUGGUAACCGGUCGCGGCGGUCCUGGGUGCGGCGGCUCUGGCGGCGGAGGCCGCGGAGGUCUGUGGGCCGGAGCCCACGCGGGGCGCUUUCCGCCUGCUUUGUGAUGGCGGCCGCGGCCGCAGUGGUCACGCCGGCAGGUUUGGAGGAUGGAGUGUCUCGGUCCCGCGGCGAAGGGUCAGGGGAGGUGGUCGUGGAGCGGGGGCCCGGCGCGGCCUACCACAUGUUCGUGGUGAUGGAAGACCUGGUGGAGAAGCUGAAGCUGCUCCACUACGAGGAGGAACUCCUCCGGAAGAACAACCUGAAGCCCCCGUCCAGACACUAUUUCGCACUGCCUACCAACCCUGGUGAACAGUUCUACAUGUUUUGCACUCUUGCUGCUUGGUUGAUUAACAGAGCAGGACGCCCCUUUGAGCAACCUCAAGAAUAUGAUGACCCUAAUGCAACUAUAUCUAACAUAUUAUCUGAGCUUCGAUCAUUUGGCAGAACUGCAGAUUUUCCUCCUUCAAAAUUAAAGUCAGGUUAUGGAGAACAUGUAUGCUAUGUUCUUGACUCUUUAGCAGAAGAAGCAUUAAAAUAUAUUGGUUUCACCUGGAAAAGACCAACGUACCCACUGGAAGAGUUAGAAGAAGAAACUGUCCCAGAAGAUGAUGCAGAAUUAACAUUAAAUAAAGUGGAUGAAGAAUUUGUGGAAGAGGAGACAGACAGUGAAGAAAACUUUAUUGAUCUCAACGUCUUAAAGGCCCAGACAUAUCGCUUGGAUAUGAACGAGUCUGCCAAACAAGAAGAUAUUUUGGAAUCCACAACAGAUGCUGCAGAAUGGAGUCUCGAAGUAGAACGUGUACUACCACAACUGAAAGUCACGAUUAGGACUGACAAUAAGGAUUGGAGAAUCCACGUUGACCAAAUGCACCAACACAAAAGUGGAAUAGAAUCUGCUCUAAAGGAGACCAAGGGAUUUUUGGAUAAACUUCAUAAUGAAAUUAGUAGGACUCUGGAAAAGAUCGGCAGCCGAGAAAAGUACAUCAACAACCAGCUUGAGCACUUGGUUCAAGAAUAUCGUGCAGCUCAAGCCCAACUGAGUGAGGCGAGGGAGCGCUACCAGCAGGGUAACGGCGGGGUGACGGAAAGGACCAGGCUCCUGUCUGAGGUGACAGAAGAACUAGAGAAGGUAAAGCAAGAAAUGGAAGAAAAAGGCAGCAGCAUGACUGAUGGCGAAAGAUUUUCCAGAGUUCUGAUGAUACAUACUGAGUGAUCGUUCAAAAGAGGACGUUUAAAGGUUUUGCAGUAUGUUUGAAUGAGCCCAUUAUCUCUACCUCUCAGGUAAUUCUUUCUUCCUUCUUUUCUCACAUUGUAUCCCCUUUCCUUCAGACAAAUAUUCUAGCCCAUAAAAUUUAUUAAAGACAUCCUUAAAUACCCCUUUAGUAACUCUUCCCCGAGAAAAGGAAGGAAAUUCAACCUCAGUAUCAAACGCUGUGUCAUUUCCCACCCUAAAUCUCAGGUACCACAGCAAAACUCUGUGAAUGUCAGUAUGUUGUUGGCUGUGUUUUCAACCCUAUUUUUGGCUUAAGACAAAGUGAGGAGAAUGUCAUACAAUUC
Zalophus californianus (California sea lion) is the source of this 1731-nucleotide messenger RNA. RefSeq names its product intraflagellar transport 57 (gene IFT57). Gene Ontology annotation, cellular component: centrosome; cilium; Golgi apparatus. The coding region runs from base 239 to 1387 and encodes 382 amino acids. The transcript is spliced from 11 exons. Lineage: Eukaryota; Metazoa; Chordata; Mammalia; Carnivora; Otariidae. The record is from RefSeq and is a predicted model, not a curated record. Gene Ontology annotation, biological process: non-motile cilium assembly; intraciliary transport.